UCAGCACCAUCCUGCAAGUUCCGUCCAGAGCUGUGCAGCGAGGCUGGGCUGGACAUGGUCCCCCGUCCUCAGCCUGACUCCUGCCUAGCUGGCAGCCUCCUGGGCCUGAUAUGUUUGUCCUUGCUCAUCCCUGCUGCAGCUGGGACCAGCUGUGACUGCGGCCUUGGCCUCAGCCGCGAAGCCCUCAUCGCCCUGAUUGUGGUGCUGGCAGGCAUUGGCGCCAGCUGCUUCUGUGCCCUGGUCAUUGUGGCCAUUGGUGUCUUUCGAGCCAAGGAUGAGACCUGCUCCAGACACAUGGACAGCAGGUUGGUGGAGCACUAUGGGACCCAGGAAGACUGCAUGGACAUGCGCUCGAUGCACAUGGAGUCCCACCUGGACCUGGAGGUCCCCAUGAUGCAGUCCAUGGAGGAGCAUGUCCUCAUGGAGGACACUCUAGAGGAGCUACCCCUACACCCCACGUAGGGCAGAGUGCCAAGCAACAGAAUUAAAACUAUUUAGUGGU
This is a messenger RNA of Chinchilla lanigera (long-tailed chinchilla), 502 nucleotides long. RefSeq names its product transmembrane protein 210 (gene Tmem210). The transcript has 4 exons. The coding region runs from base 55 to 462 and encodes 135 amino acids. The record is from RefSeq and is a predicted model, not a curated record. NCBI's taxonomy places the organism in Eukaryota, Metazoa, Chordata, Mammalia, Rodentia, Chinchillidae.